UUCCCCUCGCAUCCUUGGAAGCAACAAUUAAGCAGCUCUGGGAUAAAACACACAGCCCGCGGGAGCACUGGGGCAUUGCUUCAAGAGAUGGCAAGGCAGGCAGCUGCACCCCUCCUCCCCGGAGUCCUCCUCCUGCUCUCCAUCCUCCCGGCUACUCAGCAAGGAGGGGUUCCUGGUGCUAUCCCGGGAGGGGCAGUCCCAGGAGGAGGCUUUUUCCCAGGUGCUGGAGUCGGAGGUCUGGGAGCAGGACUCGGGGCUGCAGGAAAACCUCCCAAACCAGGGCUCGGAGGACUUGGGGGACUCGGCCCCCUUGGCCUGCAGCCAGGUGCUGGGGGGCUGUUCCCCGGAGCUGGCUUCCCCGGGGGUGUGUUCCCCGGAGCCGCCUCGGCCGCGGCGCUCAAGGCUGCUGCAAAAGCUGGUGCUGGCAUUGGAGGCGUGGGUGGAAUUGGUGGUCCCGGUGGCCUCGGGGUCUCCACAGGUGCCGUGGUGCCGGGCGCGGUGCAGCCCGGCCUGGGUGCCGCAGGGAAACCCCCUAAAAUACCAGGUGCUGGGAUUCCUGGAGCUUUUCCGGGCGGCGUGCUCCCUGGUGCAGGUGUCCGUUUCCCUGGUGUAGGGGUGCUGCCCGGAGUCCCCACUGGAGCUGGGGUCAAGCCUAAAGCCCCAGGAGCUGGAGCCUUUGGAGGAAUCCCUGGACUGGGAGGUUUUGGAGGUCAGCAGCCUGGUGUCCCUCUGGGGUAUCCCAUCAAAGCUCCUAAGCUGCCAGGUGGCUAUGGAGUGCCCUACACCAAUGGCCUCAGGCCCGGCGGGAUAGGAGCUGGGCUCCUGGCAGGAAAGGCAGGAUACCCCACCGGGACAGGUGUCGGAGCGCAGGCGGCAGCAGCGAAGGCAGCAGCAAAACUCGGAGCCGGUCUCCUGCCGGGGGUCGGGGGCAUCCCGGGAGUCGCGCCCGGUGUUGGCGUCGGCGGAAUCCCAGGAGUUGGAGUUGGAGGACCGGCGGCGGCGGCAGCGGCGGCAAAGGCAGCGGCAAAGGCAGGAGCUUUCGGUCCAGGGGCCGUGCCCGGAGUCGGAGGUGUCCCUGGCUUGGUGCCUGGCGUUGGAGGUGUCCCCGGGGCAGUGCCUGGCGUUGGAGGUGUCCCCGGGGCGGUGCCUGGUGUCCCUGGGGUGGCAGCAGCAGCAGCAAAGGCAGCUAAGUACGGAGCUGGUGUUCCUGGCAUCGCUGGCGUUCCUGGCAUUGCCGGUGUUCCUGGAGUUCCUGGUGUUCCUGGUGUUCCUGGUGUUCCUGGAGUUCCCGGUGUUCCUGGUGUUCCUGGCGCUGUGCCCGGUGUUGGAGUGGGUGGCCCGGCAGCGGCGGCUGCAGCCAAGGCUGCGGCAAAAGCAGCGGCGAUCGGAGCAGGACGCGUGCCCGGCGUUGGCGUGCCCGGCGUUGGCGUGCCCGGCGUUGGCGUUCCCGGAGUGCGUGUGCCUGGAGUGGGUGUGCCUGGAGUGGGUGUGCCUGGUGCUGGCGUGCCCGGUUUGGUGCCCGGGGUCGGUGUUCCAGGAGGUCCGGCAGCCGCUGCCAAAGCCGCCGCCAAAGCAGCCAAGUACGGAGCAGGUGGCCUGGCUCCCGGCGUGGGUGGCCUGGCUCCCGGCGUGGGUGGCCUGGUUCCUGGAGUAGGUGGCCUGGUUCCUGGAGUAGGUGGCCUGGUUCCCGGUGUUGGAGGUGUCCCAGGUGUUGGAGGUCCAGCAGCAGCAGCCAAAGCAGCAGCCAAGGCAGCCAAAUUUGGUGCUGGGGCUGGAGGGGUGCCCGGUGUGGGCGGAGUGCCCGGAGUGACCCCCGGCGUUGGUGGCGUGCCCGGCUUGGUGCCAGGGGUGGGAGUACCUGGAACUGGCAUCCUUCCCGGGGCAGGCAUCCCCCAAGUAGGGGUGCAGCCCGGUGCUAAACCUCCCAAAUUCGGUGUUCCUGGGGUUGGAGUCCCAGGAGUUGGUGGCCUCCCAGGUGGCCUAGGAGUCGGUGGGCUCGGAGCUGGUGGCCUCGGAGCCGCUGGGAAACCUCCCAAGCCAGGGGUUGGAGUUCCCGGCUUCGGCGUAUCACCGAUAUUUCCAGGUGGGGUCGGCGGCCUGGGAUUUGGCGGGAAGCCCCCCAAGCCCUACGGAGGAGCCCUGGGUGCCCUGGGCUUUAGAGGCGGAGCGGGCUGUGCGGCAGGGAAGUACUGCGGCAGGAAGCGGAAGUAACGCUCCGUCACCGAUCACCUCAUGAACUUUGGUGCUACUGCAUGGUCCAGAAUGUAAAUCCGAAGCAAAGCUGAGACACCCCCUCCUCAGGCCCCGGAACCCCCCCCCGUCCAUGCCGGGGCCGUGCCCGGCCCCGCGUUCCACGGAGGGACCCCGCGUUCCCCGGCAGCGUCCGGGGCCCCCCGGCCCUCGGUCCCGGCAGGGAGCGCGGAAUAAAGUGCGGGGAGCAGCCGUCCCCCUUGGUGCUAUCGCUCUCUGCGGGAUUUGGGGGGCCCCUCCGCAGCCCCAGCGCUGACCCCCGGGGGGCACACAGGAUGAGGGGCCCCCCGCAUCGGAGGGACGGGCGGAGG
This is a messenger RNA of Parus major (Great Tit), 2561 nucleotides long. RefSeq names its product elastin (gene ELN). Gene Ontology annotation, molecular function: extracellular matrix structural constituent. The record is from RefSeq and is a predicted model, not a curated record. The transcript is spliced from 34 exons. NCBI's taxonomy places the organism in Eukaryota, Metazoa, Chordata, Aves, Passeriformes, Paridae. The coding region runs from base 88 to 2211 and encodes 707 amino acids.